AUGUCACGAUCUGAACUGAAAGCUCAGCGAGCCACCCGAUCGAAAGCCGCGGGCGAACACAAACGCACCGAGGCCGAACUGGCCGACGCCUUGCCCUCGGGCCGAGGUGCAAGUGCCGAGCAGCCCGUGCGGUGGUGGCAAGGCACCUUGGCCAUCGCCCUGGUGGGCAGCGUGCUGUUGUGGCUGGCAUUUCCACCGGUGAAUUGGUGGCCCCUGGCGUGGGUUGCCCCGGUGCCGUGGCUCAUGCUGGUGAGGAUGAAAGAGUUGCCGGGCCGACGCCCCUAUCGGGCACUGUGGUUCGCCGGGUUUGCGUUUUGGAUGGGGGCCCUGCAUUGGCUGCGGCUGCCCUAUUGGGCCACCAGCUUUGGUUGGGUCGCGCUGUCGAUCUACCUGGGGCUUUAUCUGCCACUGUUCGUGGUGUUGGCGCGUCGCGCCGUGCACGGAUGGGGGCUCUCGCUUGUGUGGGUCGCCCCCGUCAUCUGGACUUCACUGGAGUUGGUGCGAGGGCACUUUCUGGGUGGGUUCCUCAUGGCCGCGGUGGGGCAUACCCAAUCUCAGUGGCUCGAGAUGAUCCAGAUUUCCGACCUGGGCGGCAGUUAUGCCGUAACGUUCUUGGUGAUGUUCGUCGCCGCCUGCCUCACGCGGAUGUGGCCGCUGGGUGAAAAUCGCAAAACAGAAAGUCAGAAAACAACACUGUGGCCUGCGUUUGCAGCCGUCGCCGCACUGGUCGCCGUGUGGGGUUACGGCAGAUAUCGCAUGGCGGCCGCUGAACCCGUGCCCGGGCCGACCGUGUUGUUGGUGCAGGGCUCGAUCGAUACCGAAAUGAAGGCCGAUCCCGCAUUACGGGCGGAAGUGUAUCGCCAGUAUUUCACGCUCUCACAACGGGGCACGAUGAACCGGGACGAUAUCGACCUGGUGAUUUGGCCUGAGACGAUGUUUCGCGAAACGCUGUUCUCGCACGACGAAGACGCUAAGCCUCCGGCCGAUGCCGACUGGACGAUUGAGGAGUUGGCCGACGCCGAACGCCACAUCCGCCAGUUGAUCAGCGAUACGGCCAUCGCCGUCGGGGCACCCAUGAUCUUGGGACUCGACUGCGUUCACUUUCGUGCCGAGGGCGACGCUCGUCAUAACUCGGCCAUGUUGGUCGAAGCCGACGGCGAGUUGAGCGACCGUUACGACAAGAUGCACCCGGUGCUAUUCGGCGAGUACAUUCCCCUGGGCGAUAAGUAUCCCUGGCUGUAUUCGCUGUCGCCGCUUUCCAAUAGCGUGCUGCCUGGCGAACGGCCCGUGGCCAUCGAAGUAGCCGGCGCGCGGUUCGCCCCCAGCAUUUGCUACGAAAACAUUCUGCCCCAUCUCAUCGCCGGGCAGGUUCGUACGCUUCGCGAUGCGGGCGAGGAACCCGACGUGCUGGUGAACCUCACCAACGACGGUUGGUUUUGGGGUUCUAGCGAACUAGAUAUGCACCUGACGUGUGCACUAUUCCGCGCGGUGGAAUGUCGCAAGCCGAUGCUGGUGGCCGCCAACACCGGCUUCUCGGCCUGGAUCGACGGCGACGGACGGAUCGUGCAGCAAGGUCCCCGACGCGACACCGGCACCAUCGUGGCCGACGUGGAACUCGAUCCUCGCCAGAGCUUGUACCUGACGGUUGGCGAUUGGCCGUGGGCCGUUUGCCUGCUGUUCUCGGUGGCCGUCGCGCUCGAUUUGACGGCCGGAGAGCGACUUCGCCGGCGAAAAAAUGCGAUUUCUGAGGUUCGGUCGUGUUAUGCCGAUUCUCCGCCCGGCAACUUCGGCCGUCUGGUCAUUUCGGAACAGAGUCACCGUCUGCGAGCCUUGCGGGAGCUCGAAGGAGAGGUCCUGAUGAACCUCCUGGGUCGUAUUUUCGUCGUGCUCAUUCUGGUGAUGAGCGUUCUCUUCCUUGGGUUCGCCACCGUUGUGUAUGCGACCCAUCGGAACUGGUACGAAAUCGUCAAUCUGCAGCCAAGCGAAGCCGGUGCUGGCAAGCCGGUGGGCUUAACGUAUCAGCUGCAAGACGCUCGCAGCGAGAACACCCGGCUGCAAGAAGAGCUGGCCCGGCUGGAAAAAGAAGUCGCCACCGAAGAAGCCGCGCGACGUGAAGCCAUCGCCAAGCUCGAAACCGAAAAAGAGCUGCUGAAGAACGAACGCGACGAACUGCAACGCGACGAAGCCGACCUGGUGGCCCAAAAGAAUCAAGCGGUGGCCACGAUGGAAGCCUCGCAGCAAACGCUGGCCGCUUUGCGGACCGAAGUCGACAACCUUCGCCGUGAAACCCGCGAAGCCCAAAGCGAACGCGAUGAGUCGUUCAACCGCGUGGUCGAGCUGACCGACAGCCUGAAUCAGGCCGAAACCCAAAGGGUCAAGCUCAAAGACCGUCGCGACCAACUCGAAGAGCAGAACGAAAAACUGAAAGACGUGCUAGCACGCAAUGAGAUCGACCCCGACGCCGACAUGACGCCGCCGCGGGUUGACGGAAUUGUGCUGGCACGCGAUUCCAAUGGCUUGAUCGAGAUCUCGAUCGGGCAAGACGACGGACUUCGCGUCGGGCACCAACUCGAGGUGUUCCGCGGUCCUCGCUACCUCGGGCGAGUCGAAGUCGUCCAAACCGCUCCCGACAAAUCAGUCGCUAAGAUCAUCCCCGAAUUCCGCAAGGGGAACAUUGAGAGGUCGGAUCGUGUCGCCACCCGCAUCCAAUGA
Cladocopium goreaui is the source of this 2712-nucleotide messenger RNA. The record is from the annotation of a GenBank genome assembly. NCBI's taxonomy places the organism in Eukaryota, Dinophyceae, Suessiales, Symbiodiniaceae.